GAGAAGAAGCCGAGGCCACUGUCGUAAAUUGCAGGAAGGGAAAGCCAAUGCGAAGACGGAUCAGUUCUUAAUUAUUGAUCGAAAAGAUUCCUUUAUAGGCUUUUGAUGUGUACGAUUGAAGUGAUUUUUUCAGUGAUCAUUUCUUCUUCUUCUUCUUCCUUCCGUCGUCUGUGAACUGACGUGAAGGAGCCAUCAAUGGCGGUUUCUAGAGUCAGAGCUUCUUUCAUGCAGUGCCUGAGGAAAUCAUCUCGUUUUAAACCUUUUGCGGUUGAGAGUGAGACAUCUUCUAUACGUAGAUUCUUCUCUGCUGAUUCUUCGGCUUCGUUCCAGAGUGUUGGAUUCAUUGGACUGGGAAAUAUGGGAUCCAGAAUGGCAAAUAAUCUAAUAAAGGCUGGAUACAAAAUGGUUGUACAUGACAUAAACCGGAAUACCAUGGAGAAGUACUCAGAUAUGGGAGUUGCCACCAAAGAAACGCCUUUUGAAGUUGCCGAAGCUUCUGACGUUGUCAUUACAAUGCUACCCUCUCCUUCUCAUGUGCUUGAAGUGUAUAAUGGUUCACAUGGUUUGCUUCAUGGUGGCUAUCAUCUAAGGCCGUGGUUAUUAAUAGACUCCUCCACCAUUGAUCCACGAACAUCAAGAGAGCUUUCAGCAAUUGUAUCCAGCCGUAUUUUAAAGGAAAAGAGAGAUUCUUGGGAAAACCCUGUCAUGUUGGAUGCCCCUGUAUCUGGAGGGGUUCUAGCUGCUGAUGCUGGGACACUUACGUUCAUGGUUGGUGGUCCUGAGGAAUCUUACAAUGCUGCAAAAACAUUGUUCCUUUCAAUGGGCAAAAGUUCAGUUUAUUGUGGUGGAGCUGGAAAUGGUUCGGCAGCAAAGAUUUGCAACAACUUAGCAAUGGCUGUGAGUAUGCUUGGUGUUUCAGAAGCUUUGGCUCUAGGCCAGUCUCUUGGGAUUUCUGCAAAAACUCUAACCAAAGUAUUAAAUUCUUCAAGUGCUCGCUGUUGGAGUAGUGAAAGUUACAAUCCAGUUCCUGGGGUGAUGGAGAAGGUGCCCUCUGCGAGUGAUUAUGAUGGUGGAUUUGCAUCAAAGCUUAUGGCUAAAGAUCUAAACCUUGCAGCAGCAUCAGCUAGUGAAAUUGGCCUCGAACAUCCACUGACCUCCCAGGCGCAAGAGAUAUACAAAAAGCUAUGCGAGGAUGGAUAUGAAAACAAGGACUUCUCUUGUGUGUUUCGUCAUUUUUACUCCGGUGACAACGAGUUAUAACCUGAUUUGUGUCACAUUCAAGUUGUGUCCAUUGAGUACAAUCAUCCACUACUCUUGAUGAAAUGAACCAUGGUACUUGUAGAAGUAACACGAACCCGGAAAUAAAAGGGAAGAAUAAAUUAUGUAGUUCUUUUGGGGUUUUAAUGCAAUAUUCUUCUGAAUUUUAGUUUUUUCAUAGAAAGAGGAUAAAUCGAAGUGGGAAGGUAAACAUUUGAAAACGGCCAAUGGACAGGAUAAACUAUAACACAAUAAAACACAAUGCAGUAUUUCUGAUAAAUGGAUGAGAGACUAUUGUUUAA
Molecule: messenger RNA, 1559 nt
Organism: Cucurbita moschata (crookneck pumpkin)
Lineage: Eukaryota; Viridiplantae; Streptophyta; Magnoliopsida; Cucurbitales; Cucurbitaceae
Product: probable 3-hydroxyisobutyrate dehydrogenase, mitochondrial
Exons: 10
Coding region: 196-1260 (354 amino acids)
Biological process (GO): L-valine catabolic process
Molecular function (GO): 3-hydroxyisobutyrate dehydrogenase activity; NAD binding; NADP binding
Source: RefSeq, a predicted model, not a curated record